This is a messenger RNA of Lycium ferocissimum, 1689 nucleotides long. RefSeq lists its product as uncharacterized. The transcript has 4 exons. The record is from RefSeq and is a predicted model, not a curated record. Lineage: Eukaryota; Viridiplantae; Streptophyta; Magnoliopsida; Solanales; Solanaceae. Gene Ontology annotation, molecular function: nucleic acid binding; RNA-DNA hybrid ribonuclease activity. The coding region runs from base 1 to 1689 and encodes 562 amino acids.
AUGACAGGCAAAAUGAUCGCGGUUUCGGAAGCAGGGGUUUACAAUUCAGGAGUAACCCCGUUGGGGAAUCUUACACCAGCAAGAGCCCGAGGUUGUCCGAAUGCAACUUUAGCGUCGACGCAGCUGGAAACCUUCGAUAUUCUGCACAAGUACAACAUGAAGCUAAACCCUGAGAAGUGCGCCUUAAGAGUAGAUUCGGGCAAAUUCUUGGGUUCAUGGUGUCAAAUCGGGAAAUCAAAAUCAAGGCCAUCGAGGACAUCAAGAAGAACGAUUUCAUCUGGACACCGAGACUUGGAGGAGUUGAAGCAGUACCUAUCAAUCACACCCUUACUGCACACUUCGAAGGCAGAUGAACAGUUAUACUUGUACCUGGCAGUGUGUGAGGUCGCGAUAAGCGGCGUCUUAGUUCGGGAAGAGGAAGAUACGCAAUUUUCAAUCUAUUAUGCUAGUAGAACUUUGGGGGAUGCAGAGAAACAUUAUCCCUACUUAGAAAAAUUGGCUUUAGCAUUGUUAAGCGCAUCUAUGAAGCUUAAACCUUAUUUUCAAUGUCAUCUUGCAUGCGUGGUGACCACAUAUCCAUUAAAAAAUGUCAUGCAUAAACCGGAGCUGUCCGGUAGGUUAGCAAAAUGGCCAAUUGAGAUUAGUGGUUAUGACAUCGAUGAUAAACCUAGAACGGCUAAAAAGUCUCAAAUCUUAGCAGACUUCAUAGCAGAUUUCACACUCGCAACGGUUCCCAAGGUAGAUAAAGAACUUUUAUUAGCCUCGAUAAAAACAUCAGGGAUCUGGACCCUAUACACGGUCGGAGCAUCGAACGUGAAAGGGUCUGGACUUGGGGUAGUACUUAAAGCCCCUGGGGGCGAUAUUAUUCGACUGUCCAUAAGAACUUCAAAGUUGACUAAUAAUGAAGCCGAGUACGAGGCUAUGAUUGCAAGUUUAGAGCUGGCCAGAAGCUUGAGAGCCGAAAUCAUCAAAGCAAAAUGCUACUCACUUUUGCUUGUCAAUCAAGUAAACAGAGUCUUCAAAUUGAAAGACGAAAGAAUGCAGAAGUACUUGGAGAAAAUUCAGGUGAUUUUGCAUCGAUUCAGAGAAUGGACUAUGCAGCAUGUGCCAAGAGAGAUGAACACCGAAGCCGAGGCAUUGGCCAACUUCGGUUCGUUGGUAGGAGUGAAGGAAUUUAAUUCAGGAACGCUCGUUCGACUAAUGAAAUCUGCGGUAGAAAGCAGCCAUGUCGAGGUAAACACAACUAGCUUGACUUGGGACUAUCACAACAAGUACAUUGAUUAUCUCGAAGAUGGGAAAUUGCCCAUAGAUCCUAAGGAAUCCAGGUGUCUUCGGACCAAAGCGGUGAAGUAUUGCUUGAUCAAUGGAAAAUUAUAUAGACGAUCAUUUUAUGGUCCUUUGGCUAGGCAUUUGGGCCCCGGAGAAACUGAUUACACCAUGCGCAAGGUUGUAACAGGUUGUAAAGAAUUGAUAGAAGUAAUUACCGGGUUUUGGGACAGAGAUAGGAUGGUUUUUCGAUUUGGGGACGACGUUGAGAUGAUGCCGACUUUACAGGAGUUCAGGGAUGUAUUGACUAGCGUAGGCUCGAAAUUGAAAAGAAGAAAGAAUUCCAACCAAAAUGCCUUAAUCCCAGAAAAAUCCACCUACUCCCAAAUUUGCAAAAUGCUGUCCUUGAACUAUGCCAAUUAG